AUGCUAAGAUCUAUCUCCAAUACUGCUAGUCCUGCUGCUCCUCGAAGCAGAAUUUGUGUUUCCAGCAAACACUUAUUUACCAACAACUACAACUACAACUACAACUACAACUACAACUACUACAGCACCAUGGCCAGCACUGCUACAUUAUCCAACUUGUACGCCAAACCAGAAACAGUCCAAAGGUUAUAUCGCUUUUACUCCUCCUUUGAACCAGCACAAAAACUCUCCAUAAAAGACAUAAACCAACAAACAGUGGAGGCAAAGUACGCAGUAAGAGGCAAGAUACCAAUCAUUGCCGAUGGACUCCUGGAAAUAAUUAAGAAAAACCCCGUCGACCACGGCCUCCCAUUUAGCAAAAUCAUCAAUGCCAAUAUCGGAAACCCCCAACAGUUGGACCAAAAACCAUUGACCUGGUAUAGACAAGUUAUGUCAAUCUUGCAGUACCCAAACUUGCUAGACAUGAAUGUCGAUUUCCCCCAAGACGUUCAAAAAAGAGCCAAAACAAUAUUGGACAAUAUUGGCUCCCUCGGCGCAUACUCACACUCCCAAGGCUCCCCUUUUAUCAGACAAUCAAUUGCAAACUUUAUCACAGAGAGAGACAAUGGCACUCUCCCGGCAAACGCUAACAACAUUUUUUUGACCUCGGGCGCAUCAACCGCAGUCUCAUACUUGUUGCAAAUAUUGUCAAAAGACCAGCAAUCUGGCUUUCUAAUCCCCAUCCCACAAUACCCAUUGUACACUGCAAGCAUCGCCUUGAAUGAUGCAAAACCUAUUGGAUACUACUUGGACGAAUCAAACCAAUGGGCUACAAACCACGAAGAGAUUCGUCAAUUGAUUACCCAAAACAAAUCCCAAGGAGUCAAUAUAAAGGCACUUGUGGUUAUCAACCCCGGUAACCCCACCGGCGCUGUCUUGGCCCGCGACGAAAUGAAGGCCUUGAUUGAUAUCUGUGCCGAACACGGCAUUGUCUUGAUUGCCGACGAAGUGUACCAAGAAAACGUCUUUGACGGCAAGAAAUUCAUCUCAUUCAAACGCGUAUUGGGAGAACUACUCGAAAAAGACUACAACCUGUAUAAAAAUGUACAGUUGGCUUCAUUGCACUCAACUUCAAAAGGUGUUAGUGGAGAAUGUGGCCAACGUGGUGGCUACAUGGAAUUGGUGGGCUUUAGCGACGAUGUAAAAGAUGUCAUAUUCAAGUUGGCAUCCAUCAACUUGUGCUCACCCGUUUCGGGACAAGCCAUGGUGGAACUCAUGAUUAACCCACCAAGAAAAGGCGACGAGUCGUAUGACUUGUACAAACAGGAAACAGGCGAAAUAUUUGACGACUUGAAAGAGAGAGCCAAUUACCUCUAUGAGGCAUUUACCGGAAUGGAGGAUAUCGCAGUAGACAAGCCAGAAGGAGCAAUGUACAUAUUCCCCCGUUUGGACUUUGACCCAACAAAGUACCACAAACUAUUCUCAAGAGCCAGAAACUCCAAUUUGCUUAUCGAUGACGUAUAUUGUAUCGAGUUGUUGGAAAAUACGGGUAUAUGCUGUGUUCCUGGAAACGGAUUUGGCCAGAAACCUGACACUUUCCAUUUAAGAACCACAUUCUUGCCCCCUGGAAAAGAAUGGAUCGAGCACUGGAGCGAUUUCCACAAAGCAUUUGUUAAAAAGUAUAAAGAUGUUUAG
Molecule: messenger RNA, 1674 nt
Organism: Lodderomyces elongisporus
Lineage: Eukaryota; Fungi; Ascomycota; Pichiomycetes; Serinales; Debaryomycetaceae
Gene: ALT1
Product: alanine transaminase
Exons: 1
Coding region: 1-1674 (557 amino acids)
Biological process (GO): biosynthetic process
Molecular function (GO): L-alanine:2-oxoglutarate transaminase activity; pyridoxal phosphate binding
Source: RefSeq, a predicted model, not a curated record